This is a messenger RNA of Elgaria multicarinata webbii, 2704 nucleotides long. RefSeq names its product cadherin 5 (gene CDH5). Gene Ontology annotation, biological process: adherens junction organization; cell-cell junction assembly; calcium-dependent cell-cell adhesion. The record is from RefSeq and is a predicted model, not a curated record. NCBI's taxonomy places the organism in Eukaryota, Metazoa, Chordata, Lepidosauria, Squamata, Anguidae. Gene Ontology annotation, molecular function: cadherin binding; calcium ion binding. Gene Ontology annotation, cellular component: adherens junction; catenin complex; plasma membrane. The transcript has 12 exons. The coding region runs from base 157 to 2481 and encodes 774 amino acids.
AGCAUUGAAGGAACAGAUUUCAUUUACUCCUAUAGAUUCAUUUUAUUUUCUCCAGUUGGUGCUUGGAACAUAUUAUCCAGUUACGGUCAACGGGAUCGCCUCUAUUUUGGAUAACGCCCAAGGCCUGGGCUUCUUAAGGUCACCAGGCCUACAGAGAUGGCAAGCUACCGUUUCCUCCCUGUAUUUCUCAUGACACUGGCCCUGGCUUGGGUUCAUGGAGAAGAUUUCUCAAAGUCCACCGCUAGCAGCAACUUCCAUAAGCGCAUGAGGAGAGAAUGGAUCUGGAAUAACAUGCACAUUGAGGAAGAACUCAAUAAGACAUUGCCUCAUAUUUUUGGGAAGAUCAAAUCAACCAUAAAGAGUACCAAUGCUAAGUACGUUAUUGAAGGGGAAGGGGCCGGGACUUUAUUCAGAGUUGAUGACCGCACCGGAGACGUGGCUGCAAACGAAAGGCUAGACCGAGAAAAGAAAGCUUCCUAUAGGCUGACAGCUCUCAUUCUUGAUCGUUCCACCAAUAAGCGUUUGGAGGAACCCUCCACGUUUCUUAUCAUCGUCCAAGAUGUUAAUGACAAUGCCCCAGUAUUUGAACAAAGAGUGUUCAAUGGCUCUGUUAAGGAAAUGUCACCACUUGGGACUUCAGUCACGACAGUGACAGCUGUUGAUGCUGAUGACCCAACACUUACUGGCCAUGCUGACAUUUUCUACAAAGUUAUUCAGGGAGACAAAUACUUCAACAUAGACAAGUAUGGAAAAAUCUACACCGCUGCACCUGAUUUGGACAGGGAACAAAACGCUACAUAUACAAUUGUGAUUGAGGCAAUGGAUGGCAAAGGCCUACGCGCACAAGAAUCUGGGACAGCAACUGUCCAGAUUAGAUUGAUUGAUAUCAAUGACAACUUCCCCACUUUUAGACGAGAAACCUUCAAUUUCGAAGUCCUUGAAAACGUCGGUGUCGAUGGUGAAGUUGGCAGACUGGAAGUGCAAGAUAUCGACGAGCCGGAAAACAGAGAUACAAAGUACAGUUUGGUCCGUGGAAAUUCCCUCAAUACCUUUAGAAUAGAACCAAAUCGCUACACAAAUGAAGGAAUAAUUCGACUGAAGAAGCCAUUGGACUUUGAAAAGAUUCCCGCCUACCAGUUGGUUGUCGAAGCUACGGAUGGCACCAUUCAGUACGCACAUUCUAAAAUGAAAGGGUCCAAGAGCAUUGCAACAGUAAACAUCAAAGUCCUGGAUGUUGAUGAACCCCCUGUCUUUGCCCAAGCAUCUUAUACAUUCAGAGUGCAAGAAGAAAGUGAUAUCCAAAAGCGUAUUGGCUGCGUUUCCGCGAUCGAUCCUGAUAGAGCGAGACGGGAAAUCAAAUAUAGUAUCCUAAGAUCCAGUUAUUUCAAAAUAUCCCAGAAUGGGUGCAUUUUUGCCACGAAGCGUCUGGACAGAGAAGAAAUCUCCCAGCAUAACAUAACGGUGGCAGCCAAUGAAAUGGACCAAAUGAAAAAGACAGUGGAUAAUUUGGAAACCCAUGUAACAGUUUACAUUAUACUUGAUGAUAUAAAUGACAACGCACCAGUAUUUGCUUUACCUUAUGAUCCUACAGUGUGUGAAAAUGCUCCACCAGAAAAGGUGAUCAUAAGAAUUUCUGCUGUGGACAAGGAUGAGAUGUCACCGGCAGUGAAAUUCAAGUUUUCCUUGGUGUCUGAAGAUAGCAACUUCACUCUAAUUGACAAUCAUGAUAACACCGCAAAUGUCACCGUCAAAUACGGACAGUUUAAUCGAGAGCUGGUCAAAACCCAUUACUUGCCAAUCAUCAUCUCCGACAACGUCUCGCCCCGGCAGACUAGCACAAACACCCUCUCCAUCCGUGUCUGCAAGUGCGACGAGGAUGGCAAUUUCACUUUUUGCGAAACAGUGGCUAAACAAGUUGGUGUCACCAUCCAUGCGCUGGUAGCGAUUUUCAUCUGCAUCCUCACCCUCAUUGCAGUUAUCCUGUUAAUAGCCUGGAGGAGGAGACAUAAGAAAGAUCUGAAUGUUCUCAAGAAGAACGUAGCCGAGAUCCAUGAGCAGCUGGUGGCCUAUGAUGAAGAAGGCGGUGGUGAAAUGGACACCACCAGUUAUGAUGUGUCAGUCCUCAACUCAGUUCGCCAGAGGGCCAUAACUUCACCAAGGAUGACCAUGGAGAACAUGCCCUGUGUGUACUCCCAGGUACAAAAGCCCCCUGGAAAUGGACUUUCAGGCACUGGAGAAAUGGGCAUUAUGAUCGAGGUGAAAAAAGAUGAAGCUGACAACGAUGGCGAUUUGCUGCCCUAUGAUACCCUCCACAUAUAUGGUUACGAAGGCGCUGAAUCCAUUGCAGAAUCUCUAAGUUCUUUGGGUUCUGGAUCCUCAGACUCGGAUAUCGAUUAUGAUUUUCUGAAUGACUGGGGGCCCAGGUUUAAAAUGUUAGCAGAGCUUUAUGGAUUGGAACCCAAUGAAGAUCUUGUGUACUGAGUGUGGCCCACAGCACAUUUUUCCAACCUUAGCCAUAGACAAUAAGGCGCGAGAGACUGUCAGUUCAGAUGUCAGAAUGAACCAGCUCUUCAUACAUUCUCCAAACAUACGUAAACCAAACAGCUCUUCAUUCAUUUUCAGAGCAGUUUUAGAUGAGCAGGAUGAUAGAAACCUAAACCAAAGCUAGGCUUGUAGAAAUAAAAAAAACAACUAUCUUGUUGAG